CUCUCCUUUUUUUUUCUUCUUUUCCCAACAAAAAAAAAAAUGCAGACAGAUGACAAUCAAAAUCGAACUUUGAGAGGGCCUAGGCAACAACGAUUUCCCAGAAGAGAACCUCGUAUGGCUAUUAAGGUGAUUGUUCCCACCAGAAAAUUCGUGCCACCUUCCUCUCCACCCAUUCCGUACGUUUAUCCACAACCAAAACCAUCUAUCGAAAGAAGAGAAUCCAAAACAGAAUUACUACUCAAUCAAAUUAUUCCUUCUCCUUCAUCUUCAACAAAGAUUAUCGAUGAAGUACGAAAACCUUCUGUGCAAAAAAAGAAAUUACCACCUAGGCCUCCUCCAAAGAAACCUGUGCCUGUCAUUUAUUCUUCCUCAGAGGAUGAAGCAGAAGAGGAAAAUGAUGAUUUUAUUUACAAGGAUCUAUCUCGUAAAAUGAGUGUCCAUGAUAUCACUCUUUCUGAUGACGAUGACGAUGAUGAUGAUGAUGAAGAAGAGGAAGAAGAAGAAGAAGAAGAGGUAAUUCCGCCCGUGAAGCCUUUAGCACGUCAAGUUAGCCUACCACCCAUCCCCAAAAUAUCAGCACCUAGCAACAAUAGCUUACCUCCUAUACCCACUAUUUCAGCACCUGGUUACUCAUCGGACGAAGACAACAACGUUAUUCCCACCAUUUGUGUCCCCGGAGGCUUUUCAGACGAUGAAGAUGUCGUACCAAAAAAGAAAAAAUUAGAUGCCAUCUAUAACGCUCUUUAUUGCGGUGUACGAUGUGAUGGAUGUGAUGGUCCUGUCAGUGGACAAACCUUCAAAACAAACGGAAAGCACUGGCACCCAGAUUGUUUUAAAUGUCAGUCGUGUCGACAAAACCUGGUACAUAUUGCCUAUUACGAAAACAAAGGUCUGCCGUAUUGUGCCUUGGAUUACCACGAACUCUUUAGCCCACGUUGUGACUUCUGCAAGACACCAAUCGAAGAACACUCAAUAUCAGCAUUGGGUAAAACCUAUCAUGCUGGACAUUUCUUUUGUCGUGAAUGCGGAACUCCAUUUAAAGAGGAAUCAAAUAUUUUUGAACAUGAUGGGCACGCUUAUUGUGAAAAAGAUUACUAUAAACAGUUUGGAAAAACCUGUAAAGGAUGUGAAGAAUUGAUUACAGAUACUUUUCUGGUGGCCCUCGGGAGUGAUUGGCAUAAGGAAUGCUUCGUCUGUGCUGAUUGUGGUGGUGCAUUCUCCUCCUCCACCUUUCUGGUGAAAGGUGGAAAACCUUACUGUGAAGACCAUUACGAUGCCAAAAAACCCAAACAGCUACCCUUAAAGAACACUCCUGUCACAACCAAAAAAAGCUUACCUUCAAUACAACCCGAUGAAAAGAUGUGUCAUAAAUGUGUUAAGCCUAUCCAGGGUAGACUUGUAAGUGCUUUUGGCUAUGAUUAUCAUCCAUUGCACUUUCAAUGCUCAACUUGUAAUAAAUUGUUGUCGGCAAGAAUUGCAGGUAAAAACAUCAUGCGCUAUUAUUUACUAUUAUGAUGUACUAAACCAGAUACAAUAGAAUCAUACCAAGAAGGUGAUAACGGCGAGUUAAAAUGUAGAAAGCCUUGUGUUCGUAAAAAUAGAUUAGUGGACAUGUAA
Mucor mucedo is the source of this 1617-nucleotide messenger RNA. RefSeq lists its product as uncharacterized. The record is from RefSeq and is a predicted model, not a curated record. The transcript has a single exon. Lineage: Eukaryota; Fungi; Mucoromycota; Mucoromycetes; Mucorales; Mucoraceae. Bases 40 to 1515 code for a protein of 491 amino acids.